AUGUAAAUACAUCUUUUACUUGCUACUUUAAGAACUGAAAAACCUAAUUAGAAGCAAUAAUUCUUGAAAAUACUCUAAGAUCAUAUUCUUAAUUGCAUUAAUGAAUAAAGUGAUUAAGCUUGGGAAUAUUGCAAUAUUGCUAACAAAAAGAAUAUAAAUAAGUUAUUGAAGUUAUAUAAUUUUAGAGAUAGAGAUGUAUUUCACUAAAUUCUGACUAAAUUGAAACCACUUGUUUAAAUAUUUGAUAAAAUGGAUAAUAUUAGAAAAAGAGAAUGUAAGGAUAAAGCAAUUUAAAAAUUAUUGAUUUCCUUAAAAUUUGAAGCUGAAAAAAAAAAUAAGGCUUUAUUAAUAAAUUAUGUUUAGAUCAAAAUUUUACUUAAGUGUUAUAGGAGAAAAUAGUAGAAUUUUAAGAGAAAGAAAUAAAUUAAAUGA
Molecule: messenger RNA, 432 nt
Organism: Paramecium sonneborni
Lineage: Eukaryota; Ciliophora; Oligohymenophorea; Peniculida; Parameciidae
Source: the annotation of a GenBank genome assembly